Aegilops tauschii subsp. strangulata is the source of this 444-nucleotide messenger RNA. The record is from RefSeq and is a predicted model, not a curated record. NCBI's taxonomy places the organism in Eukaryota, Viridiplantae, Streptophyta, Magnoliopsida, Poales, Poaceae.
AUGGCCGCGCCCCCGCGCCCCGUCUCUCCCGCCCGCACGCGCGCGCACUGCCGCGCCUGCCUGUGGCCACCCUCGCCCCCAGGCCGCUCUCGUGCGAGCUCCCUGCGCCGGGCCCACCCGCCAUUGGCCGCCACCGGCCGCCGCUUCCCGUGCCCCGCUCCGGUGCCGCCCGCGCCGCCGCGGAUGCGCCGCACCGGCCGCGUCCCGCGCCCGCUGGCCUUCGCCGCGCCGACUCCGGCCGCCCCUGGCCACUGGCACCCCCCUCUCCUUGCUCCGGCGCCCUGCUGUGGCCGCCGGCGCCCGGUCGGGUUCGCCCCUGCCGGCCACGCCCGCAGCGCCCCUUCGGGCUAUGCCCGACGCCCGACCCGCUAUGGCCCUGGGCCACUGCCAAACGGGGCCCGCGCCCCCCCACAGAACGUUUACAAAAAAAGGAAAAUGAAAUGA